AUGGGCGCCCGGGGCGGUCCCGCCCCGGCCCCGGCGCCGCUGCCGUUCCCGUUCCCGGCCGUUCCCGCCGCCGCUCCCGGCCCCGCCGAGCCCCGGGCCAUGAUCGCCGCGUCCAUCGCCGUGUCCAUCGCCGCGGCGGAGCCCCCGCGCAGCCCCGGCCGGGCGCACACGGUGUUCCGGGUGGAGGUGCUGUGCAAUGGCCGGCGGCACACGGUGACCAAGCGCUACAGCGAGUUCCAGGCACUGCACAAGCAGAUCAAGAAGACCUGCAAGGUCCCCAACUUCCCCGCACACCAUGUCUCCAGGUGGAUGCCCAAAGGGCUGGAGCAGCGCCGGCAGGGCCUGGAGGUUUACCUGCAGGGUGUGCUGGAUGACAAUGAGGAGCUGCCCCAGGAAAUCCUGGAGUUCCUGAAGGUGCGGUGGUGCCAGCAGCACCCCAAGGCCAGCAGCCCCCUCAGCACCACACUCCUGCCCUCCCAGCGCCCCAUUGUCGGCUUCUGCUGGGAUCCCUACGUGCGGCCUCACGGCACUGAGCUGCUCCCCAACACCGUCGUCAGCGGGGUGCUGCAGGGCCUCUACCUCCCCCUGAGCUGCUCCCUGGAGCAGCACCCCAAGCCUCUGGAAUGA
Messenger RNA from Lonchura striata (white-rumped munia), 627 nucleotides. The record is from RefSeq and is a predicted model, not a curated record. Lineage: Eukaryota; Metazoa; Chordata; Aves; Passeriformes; Estrildidae.